Myzus persicae (green peach aphid) is the source of this 498-nucleotide messenger RNA. RefSeq lists its product as uncharacterized. The coding region runs from base 1 to 498 and encodes 165 amino acids. The record is from RefSeq and is a predicted model, not a curated record. The transcript has 2 exons. NCBI's taxonomy places the organism in Eukaryota, Metazoa, Arthropoda, Insecta, Hemiptera, Aphididae.
AUGUGUUCAAUACCAAAGGUUAAAUGUUGUACGGUUUCUGCGUGUGAUCUAAAUACAUCAAUCAACACACGAGAAGAGCCGGAGAAAGAUCUCGUCAAAAAAGUAGAUUGUGAUAAGCAGAGGAAUGCAACUGAAAUUGGACAAUAUUACAAAUGUUGUACUUUAUCGCCCGUUGAGCCGACUCCUUUGGUUAAUGUCAAUUGUUGUGAAAAAGCGAGACCUUGCAUUAGCAAUUUUUGCUCAGCAGUUAAAGGCGAAUGUAAUAAUUAUGAUUUGACACCGUACGGGAAAGACUUCGUUUUAAAAACAGGAAGAUUAAUUCAAAAAUGCUUAUGUAUAAAAUUUAACGGCCUACAAGAUACCUGUAAACAUACCGGUUGCUGCUCUAGAUUAGGCUGCAUGAGACCUCUUUUUCCAAAUUGUCUACCGGCGCGUAUAUGGAAAGAAGAAUACAUCUGUAAAACUAAGAAGAAACGCUGUCCGUGUGUUUGUGAUUAA